Molecule: messenger RNA, 1930 nt
Organism: Physcomitrium patens
Lineage: Eukaryota; Viridiplantae; Streptophyta; Bryopsida; Funariales; Funariaceae
Biological process (GO): regulation of DNA-templated transcription
Molecular function (GO): DNA-binding transcription factor activity; DNA binding
Source: RefSeq, a predicted model, not a curated record
GCGUCGUGGUGGAGUUUGUGUAGAGGGAGGGGUCACCAUGGAGCCGCGGCAGCGAAGCCUGAUGCUCAGUAGUUUGGUUGUCGCGGAGGACAAGGUUUGUAAGAGGACUGUGAGGCAGUACCCUGCGAGGAGUAAAAGCAAGCGGAAGUCGUUUGCGGAGCGAGAGCUCGCGGGAGCUGAUGCAUGCGGUGGCCCUUUGAAGAGAAGCUCGUCGUUUAGAGGAGUGACCAGGCACCGAUGGACAGGAAGAUUUGAGGCACACCUCUGGGACAAGAAUUGUUGGAAUGAUAAACAAAAGAAGAAAGGACGACAAGUUUAUUUAGGAGCAUACGAUGAAGAAGAGGCGGCUGCCAGGGCUUACGACCUUGCUGCGCUCAAAUACUGGGGACAGAGUACUGUUAUUAACUUCAAGUUGGAAGAUUAUCAACAACAGCUUGAGGAGAUGAGGAACAUUACCCGUGAGGAGUACCUUGCCACUCUUCGAAGAAAAAGCAGCGGCUUCUCGCGGGGAGUUUCCAAAUAUCGAGGUGUUGCUAGGCAUCAUCACAACGGACGCUGGGAAGCUCGCAUUGGUCGUGUUGAUGGCAACAAGUACUUGUAUCUCGGCACUUUCGGUACACAAGAAGAAGCCGCUCGAGCGUAUGACAGGGCUGCCAUUGAGUACCGUGGGCCAGCAGCUGUUACCAACUUCGAUCUCACGUGUUACACCCAGCAAUUGGCGCGAAAGCCCGUGCAAUCGAAGUUGGCAUUCGAGGAGGGUCAAGGCGCAAGCUCAGUCUCAGUAGGCGGCUCGUGCACUAACGAUCAGAUGUAUCCACCAAUCCCCUUAGAACAAUCAUGCGACAUGCAGUUGCUGCCGACUCUUGAUGGAGAUGAUUCCCAGCUGGUGGACAGGAAGAGCAUCAUCUUUGACAGUGGCUCUUGCAGGGACCUCUCCCAGCUCCUUCAAUCACCCUUCAGUCCAGGCUCGGACGCAGGGGGCUCGUGCAUCAAGUCAUUGACGAAACUACGGUACGCUUGCGAUGGUGGCUCAAGCAACAACCUCCAGAGCCUCGCGUACGAGGAUCCUGCUCAGAUCACAGAGUCUCGUUGUUCGUCUCAGUACCAAUACACAGACGAUAGCAUGGAGCAGGACGUGAUCUUCAACGCCAAUCCUUAUCUUACAAAUGACUUUUCCCAUCAAGAAUAUCAGAUUGUAGACGAGAAGCCCAAAAUAUGUCUAGAAGACAUCACCUAUGUCGUCAACGAAUGCAUUCCUGGGGACAAGAUCCCGGAGAUGGAGACGAGCGGCUCUAGCGUUGUGACCACCAUGAUGAUUCCGAGGGAAUCCAACUACUUGAAGAGCUUUGAGAUUGACUUCGACGACGACUCUCACACGGAAUGUGAGAGUCAGAUAGAGAGUCAAGUGGAUAAUAAUUCUUUCUGGGAUGAAUUUCUGGGGUCGAACGACCCUCUAUUGCAGGAGACCUCCUUCCCCGACGUAUUCGACGAGCAGCAGACGUUCAGGUGUCCUUCUUCUGACAGCGACUUAACUUUAACGUUUGACAUGUAGAGGAAUCGCAGUCGAGGUCAACAAAAUAUGCUUAUACUGUAAAAAGAGAGGACAAGUCUAUGUCCCGAGCCUUGCUCUUCGGAACUUUGGAGCCACACAAGACAAGUGGGCCUACCAUUUUGGUGUAUAUAGGCAACGAUAUGUCAGGAAAUCGUCGAAACACCCUACAGGAUUCGAAAUAAAGACAGAGGGAGAAAGGGGAGAGACACAGAGGGAAGCGCAUGCCAGGAUAAUUUUCCCAGGUAGUACCGAAUGUUCAUCUUGUGUGGCGAAGUUUUGCCAAUUACUCUACCGGGUAAACAAUCUCCAGACAUGAAUGUAACAGGAGAGACCAGUAUCAUUCCAUUUAUCAAUGCACACACACAAAUUGCAUUAUCA